Messenger RNA from Protobothrops mucrosquamatus (brown spotted pit viper), 2459 nucleotides. RefSeq names its product SRY-box 13 (gene SOX13). Gene Ontology annotation, biological process: cell fate commitment; regulation of transcription by RNA polymerase II. The record is from RefSeq and is a predicted model, not a curated record. NCBI's taxonomy places the organism in Eukaryota, Metazoa, Chordata, Lepidosauria, Squamata, Viperidae. Bases 1 to 1839 code for a protein of 612 amino acids. The transcript is spliced from 13 exons. Gene Ontology annotation, cellular component: nucleus. Gene Ontology annotation, molecular function: RNA polymerase II cis-regulatory region sequence-specific DNA binding; DNA-binding transcription factor activity, RNA polymerase II-specific.
AUGUCCAUGAGGAGCCUUGUCUCUCCUCAGCUGGAGCUUAAUGGAGCUGGGAAUAUGGUGAACUGCACUGUUAAAACAGAAGAGAAGAACGAGAGCCACUACAAGUUGACCCAGGGCGAGGCUCCUUGCACAACACCUGGCUCCAACAGCCCCAGUAAAUCACCCUUGCCCCUGGGUGACUUUGUUGAUUCCCUAAUUCUCCCACAGGAAUCUGAACCUCCAGUGGACAAGGCAUCAGAUUCCAGGAACCCUGUGCUCGAGACUGCAGUUGGCAACCAGGAAAAAUUGGAUUUCAAUAAAAAUCUAAGAGAAGUGAUGCCGACCAUUGAGAAGUUACUGUCCAGUGAAUGGAAAGAGAGACUUCUGGGGAAAAGUCCUAUGGAAUCCAAAGAGGUAAAAGGAACCCAAGAAAGCUUGGCAGAGAAAGAAUUACAACUGCUGGUCAUGAUUAACCAGCUGUCCAUCCUGAGGGACCAGCUGCUGACAGCCCAUUCAGAGCAAAAGAACAUGGCGGCUAUGCUGUUUGAGAAGCAGCAGCAACAGAUGGAGCUGGCCAGGCAACAGCAAGAACAGAUUGCCAAGCAACAACAACAACUUAUCCAGCAACAACACAAGAUCAACUUGCUGCAGCAGCAGAUCCAGCAGGUCAACAUGCCCUAUGUCAUGAUUCCAGCCUUUCCUCCCAACCACCACCCUCUUCCUGUCACUCCAGAGUCUCAGAUGGCACUUCCUAUCCAGCCAAUUCCAUGUAAGCCAGUGGAAUAUCCUAUGCAGCUGAUUCAUAGUCCACCUCCUUCAGCACUGAAGAGACCUGCAAGCUCAGGCCACCUACAAAUCCAGGAAUCUUCACAGCCACUGAACUUAACAGCAAAGUCUAAAGGCUCUGAACCCCACAAUGCCUCCAGCACACCUAGUUUAAAGAUUAGUAGCAGUCAGUCCCUCAGUGGUGUUUCUCGGGAGUUGCAGACCAGCCCUCCCAGCCUCCCUUUGGGAUUCCUUGGAGAGGGAGAUGCUAUAACUAAAGCAAUACAAGAUGCUCAGCAACUUCUGCACAACCAAAGCAGAGCUCUAGAUGGUUCUCCAAAUCAUCCAUACAUUAAGGAUCAUACCAAUUUGGAUUCUUCACCUGGAAAAGAACAGAUGGAUGAGUCAUCUCUUCAGAGACUGGAUGAGUCUCUACUAACAUGUGAAGGCGAUGGCUCACGGCAUUUUCCUGAGUCCAGGAACAACAACCACAUAAAGCGCCCCAUGAAUGCUUUUAUGGUGUGGGCCAAGGAUGAAAGACGUAAAAUUUUGCAAGCUUUCCCAGACAUGCACAAUUCAAGCAUCAGUAAGAUUCUAGGAUCCCGAUGGAAAUCCAUGUCCAAUCAGGAGAAGCAGCCUUAUUAUGAAGAGCAAGCACGGCUCAGCCGCCAGCAUCUGGAGAAGUAUCCCAAUUACAAGUACAAGCCCCGCCCCAAACGCACCUGCAUUGUGGAAGGGAAGCGGCUUCGUGUUGGCGAAUACAAGGCACUGAUGAGGAAUCGGCGCCAGGACGCCAGGCAGGGCUACCUGAUUGCGCCCCAAAGCAGCCAGAUGCCACCUUCCUCUUCGGAUCUCAUGUACCAGCGAUCAGUUGGGAUUCAGCUAGCUCCACCACUGAUGGAUCACUACUUGUCCCAUGGCAUGGAACCAAACAUGCCAGUCAUAGUGAACACAUGUAGUCUGAAGCCAGAGGAAGGGGAUGGGGCAGAGGACAGUCAUUCAAUGCCUGAUGGGGAGAUGUACCACUACAGUGAAGAUGAGGAUUCUGAGGGCGAGGAGAAGAGUGAUGGCGAGCUAGUGGUUCUCACAGACUAAUGUCACAAGAAGCGAGCAAGUAUGGAAACUAUGGACAAGCCUUUGUCCUCUUUCCAACCUGGAACAAUUAAUGGCAUUGGAAGAAACAAGGGGGAGGAGCUUGUUAAAGUGGAAAUGGACACGGAGCAGAGGAACAAUUCUUUAUGCCAUCAUCUGUGGUAUUGGUAGAGUUUAUUUCCCAUCCAUUUAUCAUCUGUGGAAAGGGAGGAAUUUUUUCUUUGACCUGCUGAAUUUACCCCAAGGAAAUUGAAUAUGAAUUGACUAUGAAUCUUGUAACAAAUCUGGUAUUUUUUCUUACUAAGGUCAGAACUCCUGUUAAGGAUAUCCCAAAUCUUCACUGAAGUUAAAUAAGAGGGAACAAAGGUAUUAUGGAGUCACUAAAGGAUGAAGAAUGAGAAUUGAAAUACCGAGCAGAUUUCAGAACCUAUAAUGUUUGAACCCAUCUUCCUAGCAGCUCAGUAUUUAUGCUCUCAGGAAUGAAAGUUUGACUGGAAAAAGCUUCCUCCUUCCAAUCGCAACUGUGUGUAUAUUUUGUGUAGUGUUCAGUUGGGUUGGAGUUAGGGGCAAAUGCUCUGUGGCUGGGUAGCAAUUAUGUCUCUUGUUCGUUUUCUCUACGGCUU